Topomyia yanbarensis is the source of this 8371-nucleotide messenger RNA. RefSeq lists its product as uncharacterized. NCBI's taxonomy places the organism in Eukaryota, Metazoa, Arthropoda, Insecta, Diptera, Culicidae. Bases 1593 to 8033 code for a protein of 2146 amino acids. Gene Ontology annotation, molecular function: protein binding. The record is from RefSeq and is a predicted model, not a curated record. The transcript is spliced from 8 exons.
GAAGCAUCGUCGUGAGUUGUACACUCGCCUCGCAUACGGCUGACCGAAGAGUCGGAGAAAGAAAAUUUUCAUGGCAGCAGUGUCAGUGAAGCGGAGAUGUCAAGUGCUGUCUAGUUUUUCGCAAACUUCUGGUGAAAUUGUGAAUCCCGCAACCGGAGACGCGAUACUCCUGCCAGUCAAUGAUGUAAUACAUCGAUCAGCAGAAAAUUUACCCCGGAAAUAAGUGAAUACGGUACAGUAAUACGCUAAAGUUAUUCGUCAGUGCCAAGUGUUUUCCUGAAGAACCAUCGUUUUUCACAAUUGCCUGGACUGUUCCCCCCUAGCGGAGUGGCCUGGGGUUUGAAUUUGCGUGAGUGCGACAAAAAUCAAUUUUGGAAAGCAGAAAAAAGGUCGAUAAAACUGGGUGUGUGUUGGUAGAUCGGAUAAGAAUAAUAAUUUCGCAGUAUCGAGUGUUGUUGAUUAUUUUGAUUGGUUUUAUGAAGGAGAGUAGUAAUAUCUUAAUUGAGAAGAAAAAGUUCGAUAGAAGUGAAUUAGCAAUUGCCCACAUGAAGGGCGAUUCAAUUCAAUGAGCAUAGUGUAUUUUUAUCGCUCAAGCAGUAAUCCGGUUUUGUGUUCACAAAGAAGAUGCUGGGAGAAAACUAAUGAAGGAAAUGCCAAAGUGCACUCGAAUAUUAUGAUUAUUAUAUGCAUCAGUUUGUGCCUAUCUGAAAAAUGAUUAUUAUAUUGGUAUGAGAACAUGUGCAAAAAUAGUGAAUACAGAAACGAAACAUGCCUCUAUACUUACGUUGUUAUCCAAUAUCGCAACCCGUACAGCCAAUCGAUUACUUGUACUGAAGAAGAUUGCUUUGGACCUUACGCUACCAUGUGAGAAUGAUGUAAAUUAGUGCCAUCACUGUAACUGGAGAAACUCCCACGCGAAGCUGUUCCGCACGAUCGUAAAUCACAUCGUCUUUGCUGCUGCUGCGGACGGCAGCUGAAAUACCGAAAAAGGAUUUGCUGUUCAUUUGAAAGGAAAAAAAAUAAAUCAGUGCCCGCUAGAAUACGGAGAUCGACGGGAGUUACCUGAUUCAACGCAGCACUUCUAGUUUGAGAACAACAACCGAUGUAGCCGCUUCUCGAGUGGAGUAGUUUUCGGGAGCCCGCAAUUUCGUGUCGAAAGUGUGUACGGAAUGACCCAUUAGCAACCCGUUUGCUGACGCUAGUCUAGUGUGUUUGGGAGGAAGCAAACCUCUAUCGUUUAGGACCUACUGCGAUUCGCACGUUCUCGUUAUUUGUUGUUUCUAUUGGAGGAUGUGCAAACGAAUUAACCAACAAAGGCGCACGACCCCAAGUGUGUGAACGAACGAUCAACAUUUUGACAGAGAUCGAAUUGUUUGACCAACCGCGCACCGCCUGCCUGUGAAGAAAGGCCUCAGGCAAGGGAACGAAAGUGUGGAGGAGGCGAGCCGCAGUAGAUGAAAUAGUUGCUGCCGCCGAUAUGACUAAGCGGGCAAGUACGCUCGUUUAAAUGGAUCGAGUUUGGAGAAUCAAUUAGGAAACGAAUAAAUAACUGCUGGUGUGACGCUUGGCGGGGAGCAAAGUCCAACAGCAAUAUGUCUUCAUCGGCGAAUGGUGAAAUAGCCAACGGUAAAAUGAAUACUGAUGACAUCUACGAAAAUUUGCCAUGCCAUGAGCGAAUGCGGAACGGCGCCGGGGGUGACAGCGACGAGGGCAGCGGUGUAACACCAAAUGUAGCUUCCACGGUGAAUGAUGAGUGCGCCUCGGGGGGAUUUACUGUCGAUCAGCAGCAGCAGCAGCGAGCUACGGAAAAUAACAACAAAAUUCAUAACAAUUUGGCCAUGAAUAGUAAGGAUAGUUUGUAUGCUACACCACUGAAAAGGUCUGACCGGCCAAAACUGCAGCAGGGGGCAACCCCCAAGGGACGUCCGCCAGUGGCAACGGCGGUGGUGACGCGUGCCAUGGCUGCUACCAAUUUGGAUGACAAUUUGAACAAUAGCACUGGAAGUGGAUCGUCACUGACGACAGCGGAUCGUGAUGUGAAAAUAAUCAACGCAGAACUGGAGGAUCGUCGCAUACGAGACUUUCUUAAAGAUACUAGCCAAAUGCAUAAAAAGAUUGAACUGAACAAGGAGUAUCAAACGUCGAAUUUUUCCUACUUGGCCAGGAAGGAACAUUUUGUGAAUUUAGUGCAUCAGAAUGUGCUCAACGACUCGUUAAAUGGAGGUACUACUCAGUCGGAAAGCAUCGAUGAAUCUCUGCUUGGCUAUAAGACUUUAGCUAAUGAAGAAGAAGGGAAAAACUUAGAUGUGGACAUCAAUGAAUCACUGGAUCAGCUGGAAAUAAAAUGCAACGAAAAACUAGAAAUGCUUACUAACCUACACCGGAACCGAUCGACAGAAAGAAGCCAAGAAGAUAACGAGCAGUUAGAUAUUGAUCAACCACCAUCGCUGAAUCCACCACCGAAUCAAAAAAUAGCAGUGAAUACCCAGCCCAUCAAUGGCAAAACAUCAAUUCAGAAUAGUCUCGGUGGUGGAAACGUCAGGCUACCGGAAGCAUCAAUCAGCGCCUAUCUGAAUCGUGAAUGGGUUUUGAAAAAGAUUGCCAUGUGCCUGGAGCAACGAGCUUCUAAGAAACCAAUUCCCAUUCCGCCUGGGGCAGAUCCGGGCGAGUGUGUCCCAUCGUCAACGUCAGCUUUCUUCCCACGGGCAACUUCUACCCAUCAAGCAGCCAAUCGAGCCGUAGAUUUACCCUCACUUGGCUAUCUGGUCCUCGGAUCUAACGGUUCCGGAAAAACCUCCAUCUGUAACGACAUCAUCGAAGGCAGUGCCGGCACCAAGGGUAUGCUAAAUAGACGGCUACUAGCGUGUUACUUUGUCAACUCGCAAAAUCCCGAGUGUCACAGUCUCAGUAUGUUUAUCCGAAGUAUUAUUCUUCAGAUUCUGAGUCAUUCGAGCCUUGUAGGAAGCACUGCGGUUGCUGCAGUUGCCGCCACCAUAACAGUCGCCUCAAACGAUCUUACUGGUGGAGAUGAACCGAAAGAACCAUCAGUCAUUGGGAGUAACGAUGCUUUGCCGGAAGCUGAUCAACAGCAAUUAGCGGCUGAGAGGAACAAAGCGAAAGGGGAAGAAAAAGAUGUCGAAUAUGAUAAGGAGCUAGAGGACGUAAUUCUCUCGGAAAUCAAAUUAAACGAACGGGUCGCUGAAUUCUGUUCCAAAAAGAAAGUCAUUCGGCAACAGUCAGAACCAGUUGAAAGCUUAAGUCGUGAUAAAGAAUUGUCUAACUAUCCCUACACAACACACCCUCCGCUGUUGAAGAAUGUGCCUGGGAAAGAAAGCUCUGAAAAACGGGACAAUGUUAUAAGUCCCAGCAAGACGAGGGCUUCGAAGAUUCCUGUAGCCAUCGGAAGUAGUAUUCGCUCUCCAACGAAGGCGACCAUCCCGAAGGAAAAUCCUAAACCGGAGGUUGAAGAGGAAGAACUGCUGGAUGGCGCUGGCGACUGUAUUGCAGACAUUUCCGAUAUUAAAUUAGAUGACGAAAUAGCACGAGAAAUCAGUGAAGAUGUCACAGUGGAGAUAAUAGAACGGGAAGAAGUCACUGAAAAAGUUACAGAACCUACUAAACCAGCAGAAAGUAAUCCACCAUCAUCGGAAACGAUUACGGCGGACGGAAACAUUCCUCCACCGCUGCCGAAGUCGAAAAAUUGUCGGCAGAUCAUUGCCGACGGAUACUACGAGAUGCUGCUCAGUAAUCCGGACAUUUUCGAGUCAAUCACGGUGGACAGUAUCGAGAAAAAUCCGGAUGACUGUUUCAAGAAAGCAAUACUGUUUCCCCUGUUGGAACUGAGCCCACCCAAAAAUGCCUUGCUGCUGUUGAUAGACUCAAUCGAUGAAAACUACAUUCAAGAUGGCAAUCUGAUUUCAACGUUGAAGGGGAAACAGAUCACCAAGAGUCGGAACAUUGCCGAGCUACUUUCCAACCACAUCCACUUGAUGCCCAAGUGGUUGUUUAUGGUUUGUACAGCGAAGAAGCAAAACAAAAACAUUACCAAACUGUUCACCGGUUUCAAGAAGCUAACGCUGGACGACCUGCGCAAAAGCCACGUCGUCAAGGAUGUCCAACAGUAUAUUAUCAAUAGACUGAACACGGAUUUCCGUGGCAUCAAUCUGACCAAAGAUAUAAUUGAAAGUCUGAAUCAGCUCUACAUCAAGUCGAACGGUUGUCUGCUCUAUCUGUUCAAGGUACUGACCGGGAUCAAGGAGAACUUUUUCACGUUCAGGGAAAUUAAACUGAUUCCUUGCACACUGAACGGCCUUUACUUGUACAUUUGUCAAAAGUCGUUCAAUAAAAAACAGUACAACAAAAUUCGACCAAUCCUAAAUGUUCUGCUGGUGUGCAACAACUACGUGGAUAAGUACUUUCUGUACAACUGUCUACGAACCCACAACUACACGCUGGACAUGGAAGAGUUCGAAAAACGGCUAGAUCUCAUGCGUAACAUUGUUGAAUACAGCCCACGCAACUCGUACGCCCUGAAAAUCUUCCACAAUUCCUUCUGCGAUUGGUUAAUAGAUGUAAAGUUCUCGACCAAGAAGUUUCUAUGCGAUCUCAACGAAGGCCACGUUAUGGUUUCGAUGUACUAUACUAUGGUUGCCGAUCAACUGUGCCCGAACAAGUUACGACUUUAUCUGUACCAUCUAAUCAAAACCGGCGAGUACCUAACCAAUAAAAACAUUAACCUAGAUCUGCUGCUAAUCCUGCUGGAAACGAAAUCAAACCUCAGCGACUGUUUCUAUACGAAUCUCCUCAACUGCUGUGCUCUGUGCGAAGAUGAAUGUAAAAACGAUGUGAACUUGGCGUCAAGAACGCGAGUAAUGCUGGAACGUUAUCUGAAUGCGGAACUGAACGAAGAAUUCCUUGGCUUUUUGAACGAUUUCUUCAAACCGAAUCUACCAACCGACUGCAAGGUUCUCAAGCUGCUAAUCGAAACCGGUAUCAACAACGCCGAUACGGUCCUGUCCUGUGAGUCAUCGGCCAUCAACUCACCGGUGUUAUCCGAUCGUUCCCAGAACAUCGACUCGGAACUGGCAGAGCUGUUGAUAUCGAGUGAGAAAAGCUGCCAACAGGAACUACAAAAGUCGAUCAAUUUGGUGGAUAUUCAAUAUGGUAUCAUCGGUGGUGGUGGUGCUGGAACUGGACUGGUAGUCGGCUGCAACAGUUCUUCUGUGGCAAUGGCGGUGGAUCGCUUCGAUGGUCAUGAAGUGGAUCGUUGCGAAAGUGCGAUUAUUGGAGAGGGAAGUGCCAUUGGUGACUCGAAAUCGGAUAUCCAGAACGAUCGGGUGCAGUACGAUAUGUUCGAUUCGGAGCUGCACAAAGGGAAAGCUUUGAUCCAUAUACUGGCGAACGAGGGUAACCACACGCUGCUGGAAAGGGCGUUGAAUGCCUGUAAGGAUCCGAUCGAUUUGGAAAUCGAAGAUUUGAAUGGCCAAACGGCGCUCAACAUUGCCGCGCGUAAUGGUCACAUUGAGAUAGUGAAAUUGCUGCUGCAAUACAAACAACCGCUGAACGAUGGAACGGGUCGUUUCCGGAAGAUCGACGUAAACCACGCUGAUCGUGACGGCUGGACUCCAUUACGGUCGGCCUCCUGGGGUGGCCACACGGAUGUAGUUAAGCUGCUAAUCGAGAGUGGUGCUUGUGCUAUUGAUCGAGCGGACAAAGAGGGACGUACUGCGCUGAGGGCUGCCGCGUGGAGCGGGAAUGAGGAUAUUGUAAAGAUUUUGAUUGAAGCGGGUGCGAAUGUUAACUCUAUUGACAAGCAGGGGCGAACGUCACUGAUUGCGGCUUCGUACAUGGGGCACUACGAUAUAGUCGAAAUAUUGCUGGAGAAUGGUGCGGAUGUAAAUCAUACGGAUCUGGAUGGAAGAAAUGCGCUUUGCGUAGCUGCUCUUUGCGGUAGCUCCGGUUAUAGUAAGGUGAUAUCGACUCUACUGGAAUAUGGGGCUAAUACGGAUCAGACAGAUAAUGAAGGGAUGUCACCUUUGCUGGUUAGUUCGUUCGAAGGAAAUUCUGAAAUUUGUGAGCUACUGUUGGAGAAUGGAGCUGACCCGGAUAUGGCUGAUAAUAUGGGUAGGACACCACUUUGGGCAGCCUGUACUUCCGGACACGCCCAUGUCGUAAAAUUGCUAUUGUUUUGGGGCUGUGGUAUAGAUUGUAUGGACUCGGAAGGUCGUACGGUUCUUAGUGUUGCUGCAGCACAGGGUAACCUAGAGACUGUUCGUCAGCUGCUGGAUCGUGGUUUGGAUGAAACGCACCGUGACAAUGCAGGAUGGACACCGCUGCAUUACGCAGCAUUUGAAGGUUACGCUGAUAUUUGUAUUCAAUUGCUAGAAUCAGGCGCUAAAAUAGACGAGUGUGACAACGAAGGUAAAGCGGCACUACACUUGGCCGCCCAGGAAGGCCACAAUGCAGUCCUGGAGGCUAUUUUGAACAUUCAUCGGCCUUGUAUUGAUCAACGAGCACACGAUGGAAAGACGGCAUUUAGAUUGGCCUGUCUCGAGGGCCACUUUGAGUGCGUUCAGACGCUGCUUAAGUUCGGUUGCGACGUUAACUCCAAAGAUGCCGAUUCACGUACAACUUUGUACAUAUUGGCGUUGGAAAAUAAGCUUAAGGUUGUUAAGUUCCUCUUGGAAUAUUCGAACGCAGAUGUAAACAUUCCGGACGGUGAAGGACGCUCGGCACUGCAUGUAGCUUCCUGGCAGGGACAUGCUGAAAUGGUGAAGCUGCUUAUUACGUUGGGUAAUGCCGACGUGAACGCGAUGGAUCUCGAGUCGAGAACUCCGCUGCAUUCCUGCGCCUGGCAGGGCAACCACGAAGUCAUGCAGUUACUGUUGUACUACGGUGCUAUUCCGGAUCAUGCUUGCAAGCAGGGCGCGACGGCUUUGGGGAUAUCUGCCCAGGAAGGACACGAAAAGUGUGUUACUUAUUUGCUCAAAUACGGCGCUAAUCCGUACAAAUCGGACCACUGUGGCCGAACACCAAUCAAAUUGGCGGCCAAAUCGAAUCGAAACAACGUGCUAAGGAUACUGGAAAGUUACACCAAAAACGACUUAGACGGAGGCAAAAUGGUUCAGCAGAAUUUGAAUCUGAAAUCCCCCGAUGAACUGCCGCCAUCAUCCGCACUACACAAUCCGUCGCCUUCGGGACCGGGUUUGUUGAUGCCGAACAACUCGCUGAGUGCCGCAACGAAUUCCACGCAGAAUAGCAACUUUUACGAAAACACUAUGCAAUCCGAUAAUAGCAGUCUGCAGAAGCGGAAGAGUGUCAUUUCUAGUCAAUCUACUGGUAGCAGUAAUGAGCAAGCGCCAAUGUCUUUCACGCAGCAGCUGCAAAAACACUCGCGCCAUCACAACUCCAAAUCGCACCACAUUGUACAGCAGCAGCAUCAACCGCACAAUCAAGCGGCAGCUGGAGCAAUAUCGACCAAUGCUAGCAGCAGUAAGUACGGUGGUUCCAAGAAGCACGCCCAGAUCCUACCGAACGUCGAAGAGUACCAGUCAAAUAUAGCUACCAACAUUCGAAUGAACCCGAACGACGCCGACCUGUUUGACCUGGGUUGCAUGUCACCGUUGUACGCGACACCACCGCACUCACCGAGCAGUGACAUCAGUUCGCCGGGACAAAAUCAACCGCCAUCGUCGCUGGCCCAGCUCGGUAAGCAGUUCGAGGAGAUGAACAUCAGCCUUUCGAACAAUAGUACGAUCAUGAAUCCAUCGGAUAACCACUUCGCUCGGGAUACUCACAUGAGAAUCAUUCUGGGAAACAAUCAGAAGGAUCAGUUACAGGGAGGAAAAUCAUCCAAACGUAGCGGUAUUGCGACCAACCCAGCUAUGCGGCUGAUACGUAACCGGAUCGAUUCGGCGGCACAGUUGAUUCGACGUACGAACAAUAUACUGAGCAGCGGUGGUAGCGGCCAAGGUUCUUCUAGCAUCGGUGUCAAGUCCGGUACGUUUCAGUGGCGAAAGGAGAGUCAGAUGUAAAAAAAAAGAACAGACACACACGCAGGGAGUAUAACAGAUUUACCUACACCAAUCAGUAACUAGUAAACAACGCCAUACUGCGCUAUAGUUUUUUGUUGUUGUUUGGUAAGUUUGGUAGUAUUUAAGGUUAGUUCGAUUGUCGCCAUAAUCAACCACAGUGAGUGAGGCAACGGAAAGAACAUAGGUACGGCUGGAACAGAACAUGCUAAACAAUCAAUAGGAAAGGGGCGAAAAUUAACGAAUGUAGUAGCCAACGCUCAGAACCAUAGCCAGAUGCACCAAUCAUGUUGUGAACACACUGCUCUCUAGCCGUUAGUGCGUAGCGAUGAACUCUUGCU